Zygotorulaspora mrakii is the source of this 2328-nucleotide messenger RNA. RefSeq lists its product as uncharacterized. Bases 1 to 2328 code for a protein of 775 amino acids. The transcript has a single exon. Gene Ontology annotation, cellular component: Sin3-type complex. Lineage: Eukaryota; Fungi; Ascomycota; Saccharomycetes; Saccharomycetales; Saccharomycetaceae. The record is from RefSeq and is a predicted model, not a curated record.
AUGAAUCUCGAUGAUGGUAACCUCCAUCAAGAAAAAGACAGCAUGAAUGCCAACAGGUUUAUGUAUCGUCCUUUAUCCACAGAACUUCUCGCCAGUUUUGUGUUUCCUGAUAUCGGAGCCUUACAUGCCAGCAGGUUGGAAUUGUUUGUGAAUCUGAACUUCAAGGAAAUAGAAGUACAUGGGUUUGAGAUAUACAUUGUGGAGCAGUGGGCAGCAGAGAGAAAGUUAUCCACUAUAAUCACUUCUUAUACUGGAAAUGAUAUGGAUGUGGUGCAUGCCGUUCAAGUAGUGCUACCUCAAAAUGCAGAAAAAUGGCCCGAUUCACUUAAAAGAUACUACCGUGAUAUUUCCCAUUUUGCACAGCCAAAAGUAACGCCGAAAGGCACAUUAUUUGUCACUAAUUUAGCAUCAGUGCCUUCGACGCUUAAUUUGCUACAUGUUGAAUGUGGUGAUCUGAGAGUGAUCUGGACGAACUUCAAGGCAAAUUACGAUCUGAAGAAAAUGCGCUGUGGUGGUAGAUCAGCAUUACUACUUUGUGCACCAUCAAGUGCGGCUGAGGAUAAGUUUUCUCAGCUGUAUAAAAUUACAAUCGGCUCUGAGUUGCGAAAACGAUAUCUACAGCAAAUUGAGCUGGAAGAAUUUGCGCAACCGUCUGGAUCAGUAUGGAGGUAUAAUCCUGUAAUAGAGCUUAUUACACUGGUUCAAAUAGCCCUGAGUUACUUUAAUCUGUUUCAUCGUGAUAAAGAUGGUUUGCUUUGUGAAGAUACUGAACAUGCGAUUUCAAAUUGGUGGACUAAAUACGGAAAGUUUUACUUGGGCCUCGAGAGGCCAAAAAAUGAAGGCACUCUAGGGCCGACGACAGUAUCGUCUUUGAUAAGUCUGGUUUUAAGCUGUUAUUUCAAGUUGAAAGUUGAAGAUUGUACUUCAUCAAAGGAUCCAUUCGAAGAGGAUGAUUUUUUCGCAAGCAUACAUAUUUUUCAAAGAAAAUACAAUAUUCUGAGGAAGCCAGGAUCUGUAUAUUUGGAUGACAAAACGUUAGAGAAGCUGUUUGAAGUUUCCGAGAAAACUUCAAAUACGGAUAUUUUCAAGUUUAAAAAAGUUGUUAAAUCAACUGUUCAAGAUAUUGCAGGCAAAGGUAAUCCUUUGCAAUUGUCGAAUGAAAUACUAACCACUGAUUUAGACUUUCUGGUAAAAAAUAUUCAUGGAGGUUCCCUUGGAUUAUUAUGGAAAUGCAAGGGUAGGCCGAGGUGGCGCAUAAAGAAAAAAUUAAGUGAGAAGCUCAGCUUCUGUGAGAUCAGGUACUUCAGAGGUAAUCCCAGUGCUGUUUUAGAAAGGCAGGCUGUUUAUCUUAAUGAAAUGAAGCUUAACGGAGUCGAGGUCGACUCGACAGAUUCCUCUGAUCAGGACAAACAGGUCUUUGAUAAUAAAUUAAUCAAAUACAAUACUUCUAGUUCUUCAAUAUCGGCAUCUUCGAUGGUUUGCAAUUAUGAUAAGAACAAAUAUGCUCGAAACUUCGGCACAAAUAAAGUAUAUCAUGGAGAAUAUUACAGACGAAAUUCUAUUCCUAUGUUAGAUAAUGAAACUAGCGCAAGUUUGGAUCAUGCCGUUGAAAUAGAAGAUGACAGAAGCAAUUGUAUGUACCGCUCUAACUCAUAUUCAAGAGUUCAGGAUAUAACUGAAUCAUGGGAUUUACCUUUUGAUCCUUCUUCUGUCAAGAUGGCUCGUGAUAUGCUACAGAUUAAGCGUAAACUGGAAAUUCAGCGACGAAAGGAUGACAUAACACAUGGAUACAUGGGUGAGCAUGAAGGAAAAUCGGCCUGUGAUGAAAGCAAGGUUGUUUUCAAUGACCUGAUGACUGAGCUUAAGGGUGACUAUCAGAAUUUCAAUAAUAGAGUUAUUGACUUGGAUAAGAAACAUGAAGAGAUCGAGACAAAGCAAACAUUGCUCAAAGGUGAAAUGCGGGAGUUGAACUCUUUAUCAUCAAAAUUUCAGUAUGACAUGAGAAUCCUUGAAGUUCGUACCAGAGAUGUAGAAGACAGCGUUCGACAGUUCGAUUCGAAGUUAGCAUCGGUUCAAAAAUCAUUGGUAGAUCAGGGACUGGGAAUAGCGAUGGCAGUAGAUUCACUUAGUGAUAAAGCUCGGUUCGAAGUUUGUAUUCACAAUUUGUUGAAUGCAGAAAAUACAGGGUAUGAAGGUUUAUGUUUCAAGGUAUUGAGUAAAAAUUUUCUUCGAAGUAUUGAAGAGAAUAUAAGAGAUUGGGGAUCAUGGCUUUGUGGAAAGGUUUUUUAUAAAAGCCAACUUGGGAAAAAUGAGAAGAAUAUUACAUAA